Molecule: messenger RNA, 201 nt
Organism: Caenorhabditis sp. 36 PRJEB53466
Lineage: Eukaryota; Metazoa; Nematoda; Chromadorea; Rhabditida; Rhabditidae
Source: the annotation of a GenBank genome assembly
AUGCUCGGAGAGCAGCCACUGGAAGCAAGCGGAGCCAUUUGCGUGCGAUCCGCCCGCUUCGCCGUCCUCUCCCUGGCUUCUGCGCACUUCUACUGCUUGCAGCACGCUUCUAUUACCUUCUCGAGGCUUCUCAGAAACCUCGCCCAUCAGAAUUUCACUAUAACAGCUUCGGAUGCUCGGAGAGCAGCAUCUCCAGCAUAA